AUCUGUCUAAAUUUUGAUUUUGCAGGUCGCAGUGAAAGCAAUACCAAUGUUCACCUAUUAUCCUGAAGGAGCAAAGACAAAAAUAAUCCAGGCGAGUGUCUACCGAAGGACUGAGUCUAUUGCUUACACCACGGGCGCCACUUCGUGGAGGAUAAAGCGUGAACUCGGGAUACGUGCCGCCCUCAAUCAUGCAAAUAUUGUACCCAUUUAUGGUUAUACGUAUAGCUUCAGCUCACUUCCAGCGAUAGUCACACCUUUCGCAGAAAAUGGUAGCCUGGUGGACUAUCUGGAGCGUGAGGGUGCGGUUCUUACUCUCGUCAGACGAUUCCAGCUGGCAGAACUCCAGUACGGCCAAGCAAGCAGAGCGACGUCUUUUCGUUCGGCGGUAUCAUGUUGCAGGUACGCCCGGAAUAUUCUCAACUUGUUGAUGAUGUCAUGAGCGCUGCCUUUACUAAGGUCUUCACCAAUAAAAUUCCUUAUUAUUACCUCCGGGAUAACCACAUGAUCGUCCUGCACAUAGCUAAGUCGGAAACGCCCUCCCGAACUCGUUAUCCUGAGCUCCCUGAAAAGUAUUGGCCAUUUAUCGAGCAAUGUUGGUCUACUGAUC
This is a messenger RNA of Suillus fuscotomentosus, 607 nucleotides long. RefSeq lists its product as uncharacterized. Gene Ontology annotation, biological process: protein phosphorylation. Gene Ontology annotation, molecular function: protein kinase activity. The transcript has a single exon. The record is from RefSeq and is a predicted model, not a curated record. Lineage: Eukaryota; Fungi; Basidiomycota; Agaricomycetes; Boletales; Suillaceae. The coding region runs from base 47 to 439 and encodes 130 amino acids.